UUGCCUUCAGGGGUUGCGCAGUGGAUUUCAUCGGUUGUCCAGUCGUGUCGAAAGAACGGUUUUGUCGUCACUCUGUUCAACCGGAUUCGCUUCCUGCCUCACAUAACCAGCGGCCGCUCCGACGAAAGGCACAGGGCCGAAAGACAGGCGGUCAACAGCAGCAUCCAGGGCUCGGCGGCCGAUGUUUUCAAGAAGUCCAUUGUAGCCUUGGAUCAAGCGAUCUCGUCGACGUUCCUCGCUGACCACCCUGUAAACUUCGCAAGCCCUUGUUUUGCGGUCGACCAUCGCUUAGACGUUCUUCCUGUUCUGCAACUGCACGAUGAGGUUAUUUUUGAAGUCAGAACAGAGGUGCUCACUGAAGCCGCGAAGCUCAUCAAAUCUGUGAUGGAAAGUGCAGUGAAACUCAAAGCCAAACUGUUGGUCCACAUGAGAGCCGGUCCUUCCUGGGGCGAAAUGAAGCCGCUUGUCAUUUGA
Molecule: messenger RNA, 474 nt
Organism: Soboliphyme baturini
Lineage: Eukaryota; Metazoa; Nematoda; Enoplea; Dioctophymatida; Soboliphymatidae
Source: the annotation of a GenBank genome assembly